Messenger RNA from Brassica rapa (field mustard), 3519 nucleotides. RefSeq lists its product as uncharacterized. The record is from RefSeq and is a predicted model, not a curated record. Lineage: Eukaryota; Viridiplantae; Streptophyta; Magnoliopsida; Brassicales; Brassicaceae.
GUUUAUCGUGUUUAACAUGAACCAACAAUAAUAACAAUAGUCUUGAUUAACAUUUUUUACUGUUCUUUUCAGGGUGAAGUCUUUUUAUAAGUCAAGCAAAACAACUUUCAUUUUCCUUGCUUUAAAUUUGUAGCUCAAAUAGUUUGGUUACCUUCGUAGAUAAUGACACUAGUAGUUCCACCAUCAGCCCUUACAUAAAGGCCACUAAAACAUUUGCUUUAGGCCAAAAUACUUUUAAAAAGUUUUGAUGGCCACAUUAUUAAAUGGGAAUAUACACUAGAUGGUAGAUUUUUUUUCAAACUUUGCCGAUUGUUAGGUAAUAUGUAUACAAAAUAGACACAACUGGGAUGGCAAGCUGCGUUUUGUCUUCUCUUCCAAAUUUCUGAUGUUUUUCUCGAUGACAUGUAAUAUUUUGUUUAUAAACCAUUUCCAAAUAUGACAUACUAUUUAUGUUUGAUGUAACACCAUUUUAUACAAACUCAUCCCUCUAAUAGCAAUUUUACCACAUUCUCUUUUCCAAGUUGUACCCCACAUAUGUCGUUUAGCUAAAUAAAUCUUAUAGAUUUAGUUAUUGCGUGAGGUGCUAAUGUAACCUAACACGUUUUUCCUCUUUGUUUUUAUUUUCGCCACGUACCAACAUAUAUAGAUUGAGUUAUCUUCCAAGAAACUCUCGCCAUCGACGCGGUGUUCGAGAGUUGCAAAAAAUGCGUUGCGAAAGGCGUUGAUAUCGGUCAAAGAGUGGCCGAUUUCUCAGACCGUGUUCAUUCCUACUGAUAAUAAGAGAGUGUAGGUGUUGUUUUAACCGUGAGGUGUUGCUUUUAUUUACGACCUUUAUAAUUUUGUAUGUUGCAUAUGGUGUGAUCUUUUUUAAUUUAAUAUAUACUAGAUUUUGAUCCGCGCUUUCAAAUCGCAAGCAUUUUCUGCUGAUAAUUUUGAUAAAAUAUACAUGAAUUUAUAGCGUAUUAUCAAAAAAAGGUGUUUUAAAUUUUAAGCAAUGCUUUCAUAUCCUGCCUAGAUCUGUUGUCGAACAAAAAUCUCUGACGAUUCGUAUAUAAUUUGUAUAUAGCAUAUAUUAACAUAUAUAAUUUGUGUAUAUAAUAAAUUUUCUAAAUUCAUAUAAAGGUUUGUAUAAAUAUACAUAUAUAAGAAUCAAAAUAAUAUAAUUUGUUUAUUUCAACCCGUCUUCAUUAAUUUAAAAUAAUUUUUAAUGUCUUAACCCUGUAUAUAGUUUUUAAUGAUAAAAAUAUGUUUGACAAUAUUUUUCUUCAAAUAUAAUUUUGUUCUUACAAAUUCUCCAAAAUUUUCUUGAUGUUUAGUUAAAGGAUUUUAUACAAAUUAAUAGAUUUUUUAUUGAGAUAUUUUUUACAUAUUCUGCUAUUUCUGACAUAUUUAUAAUAUCAAUUAUACAUACUAAAUUUUUAUUUUCAAACAUUUUAAACUUAAUAACUUUUAUUAUUGUUUUAAAAAAUUAUAUAAUGUUUAGUUUAGUGUUAUCAAAAACAUUGAAUUGGAAAACUAUAUUAUAUAAAAAGGUAUAGUGAAUAAGUUUUUUAAAAAUUGCUGUAAAUAAUUUUUAGGAUAAUAAAUAUAGUGGUACGUUUUAAAAAGGAAACAAUAAAGGAGAGAAAAUUUAAUUAAUUGAAUUGAAUUUUAAGUUUUAAAAUAUUUUCUAAAUUAGUUGGUUGAUAUUAAUUAGUUAAGAUAUGCAUAAAUUUAGGAGUGACAUUGUCUUGUAAAUAACUCUAAAAAUUAAGCGUAAAAUCAUAUUAGGUAUUUUGUUUUAAUAGUAUAGAUUAAUAUUUAUUUUGACUUUCGUUUUCUUCUAAAACCCUAAAUUAAAUACAACUAAUGAAAGAAAACGUUUUAGAAAGUACAUUUUACCAAGUCCUAAUUAACCAUAUUAAGGUUUGAUUUCUUAUAAUGCCUACGCUAAUUUAUUAUUAUGAAUCAUUUGUAAACUUACCCUUCUAUAGAAAGUCAACUUCUUCCUUUUUACAAUGUUAAAAUCCUAAACGUUUUAUUAAAUCGUGAAUCUCUAAACCUGGUCCAGUAAUUUGGUUGGUUUGAGUAGUUAUUCCUUUGCCUUCAGAACUUUUAAUACGUCUAUUACAUCAGUCAAUUAUGGAGGCAACAAACAAGUAAUCAAUUUCUUGUAUAGUUAUUUUACGCAAAGGAAAUUUGCACUAUUUUAUCGUGGAAUGCCUGGCUUAUUUCUUCACCGGCCAUUAGGAUAAAUGUGUUAAUUUGAAGACAUAUUUGUAUUACAGAACAAAGUAGAGAGAAAAAAAUGGAAGAAUAUAUUAAGCGAUUCACAUCGUCAUGGUCGUCGUCGUGUGCGUGUAAUAGAGAAAGGUCCACUUAUGACUUGCCCCUUCGUAUGCACACAAUCUCAUCUCGUCCUUUCCAAAUACAAUUUUGUCUCUUUCUCAUGAACGUUUUGUUGGUCUAUUUCAAGUCCAGGUGGGAUUUGCACUAUUUUUUAUAUCAUUUUCCAACCUUUUUAAAGUAUAAAUCGAACCAGUUUAUUUGUUCUUCUUUUUCAUUGACAUCAUGAAAAACAACAUAAGAAAAUAAUAUAAAAAUGAUAAUUAUUGGUACAUUCGGGGAUCUCAAUUUCCUCUAGGCGGCCUUUUGAUUUUUUCAGCACAUGAGAAAUAAAACUAAUGAAAAAAAUUAAUUGUUAUUAUUCUUGUGAACAUUCUCAAAGAUAUUUGCAGCAAAAAGUGAUGGAGGACACGUAGGGCCAAAGGAACAGACAGAUGGUGUGUGGUAAGCAACUGUAGUCUCUCUCAUCCUCCAUGUCCUAAACCCAUGUCUCCAUACACUUUCCCUUCAAAACUCAUUUUUCUCUUCUGAUCCCUCCUUUAAAUAUACCCUCUCUCUACCUUGUUUCUUACAUGCAUUGAUCAUUAACAUGAAGAGGGACAGAAAGAAACAGAAACUAGAGGAAGAGGAGAGGAACAUAGAGGUGGUGGUGGUGGAGCAAGUUGAUGCAUUGGCUGCAGCAGCGACGGUGGCUGCAGCUGCGGCUGUGGAAGAGGAGGAGGGGUUGUGGGGUAUGUGGCUCAAGGAAGGAGACGUUGUGGUCGACGAGCUGAUGACAUGGAGCACCGUGUUGCCUUCAUGUUGGGAUGUGGAGUUUGUUGAGAAAAACUAUGGAGUUUUGUUCGAAGAUGUUGUGUGGGAUGAUGAUCUUUGGAAUUUGAACACUUCGACUCAGCUUCCACCUUUAGAUAAUAACACAAGACAAGAUUGAAGUCUGGUGAUUCGAGGUUUUUCAAUCGGUUCGAUUUUUCGGUUUUAGUAUGGACCAUAUAUCGUAAUCAAAAUUUAUAAUUUGUUUGAUUUGGUAUGGUUUUAAGUUUAAAUCAUGAGUUUUUCUAUACAUAUAUUCUUAUCUUGAGGAUUUUCUUAUAAAGAAAAUUCAAGCUGGUUUGGAGUUUGAUUUUUUUUCUUGGUUUAAGUUUUGGGUUUCCGGUUAAGAAUUUAGAACUCAGUAAACCGAAUUAAGUUUGUUAA